UCCAGCUCCCAAUUCCGGAUUGCUGGUUUUCCUUCGUCUUUUGUUGUGUUGCUUCAUUUCUCUCCGGCUAUGGACGUGAGCGGUGCAAUGCAGGGAGCCUGGGGCGGAGGAGCCGCGGGGGCGCUGCUGCCCUGCCAGCGUCUGGAGAGGUCGCGUUGCGGCCGGAUGGAAUGCCGCUACUCUGGUGUACGCUAUGGCAGGAGCGGGACAUUGGAACAUGAUCGUUGUGGGGUCAGGAAGGCACAUUUCGAAUCGACACUGCAGAACGUAUCAUGGGGACAAGACCGCAAGAAGCCUUUGAUCGUGAGGGCUUCCUCAGAGAAAGUCAGUUUUCCAGUAUCAGAAUCGCGUGCAGCGAAUUUGCGUAGGUUAUUAGAACAGCCAGGGAUUCGUCAAGCGCCAGCGUGUUAUGAUGCUUUGAGUGCGAGCCUUGUGGAGAAAGCUGGAUUCGACAUCACUUUUAUGAGCGGUUUCUCUGUGUCAGCGGCGAGAUUAGCAGCUCCAGAUGCAGGUCUGAUAUCUUACGAGGAGAUGGUGGACCAAGGUCGUAUGAUUAAUGCAGCAGUGAAGUUUCCUGUUAUUGGAGACGCAGAUACAGGCUACGGGAACGCCCUUAAUGUGAAACGGACAGUAAAAGGCUAUAUUCAGGCUGGAUUUGCUGGGCUACUUCUUGAAGAUCAGGUCUCACCUAAGGCCUGCGGUCACACAAAAGGCCGCAGCGUGGUUUCAAGAGAUGAAGCAGUGAUGAGGAUACGUGCGGCUGUAGAUGCGCGAAAAGAGGCAGGAUCUGACAUCGUCAUCGUGGCCCGUAGUGAUGCCCGCCAAGCAGUAUCUUUAGAGGAAGCUCUCUGGCGAGUGCAAGCAUUUGCAAACGCUGGGGCUGACGCAGUUUUUAUUGAUGCUUUGGCAUCUCGGAGUGAGAUGCAAGCUUUUUGCAAAGUUGCACCAGGAGUGCAUAAAAUGGCCAACAUGUUGGAGGGAGGCGGCAAAACACCCAUACUUUCACCUUUAGAGCUUGAAGAUAUUGGAUUCAAAAUCGUAGCGUACCCUCUGUCUUUAGUGGGAGUCUCCAUCCGCGCAAUGCAGGAUGCACUAGCAGCAUUGAAGAGUGGGCGUCUUCCGCCUCCUAGUUUACUUCCCUCUUUUGAAACAGUCAAAGAUAUUGUAGGAUUUCCAAAAUAUUAUGAAGAGGAGGCUCGGUACUCUACUGGAUCUUCGACCAAGAAUUCAUCUUAUAGUCGCAUGCCAGCAAACGCGUCAGUGACAUCUAGUAAUGAGCAAUCUACUGCUGUUGUUCCGGACUUGGUGAUACCAGACGGAGAAAGUAGCAAAGAUCCUAGUUCCAGAGUGGCAGAAGUUGUUGAAAGCUUUAGUCCAAGAAGUAUGCGCAGUACCAUUGCAGGAAUGUGGUCACGUACUCUCCGUAUUAAAGUUACUGGCAAAGAUGGCACUGUGAAACUUAACGUCUCAAUCCCGGCUGGAUUUUUGGAAGGUUUUUCAAGCGCUAUUCCAGCUGUUGCAGGCUUGGAUCUUCAGCUUAUCCUGGAAAAAGCUCAAAUCAACUUGGGGAGUAAAUUAGAAGGUGAAUCUGUUCUAGCUGAUUUCAAUGACCCUGCUGGGGAUCGCAUUCAAGUCAUUUUGGAAUAAUUUAACGCACUGUCGCUACAGACUUGUGCCAAUCAUAAACUUGUAAUCAUGUCACAUUUCAUCAAAAUGUCUCUGAAACAUGCUUGAAUUA
Messenger RNA from Physcomitrium patens, 1738 nucleotides. RefSeq lists its product as uncharacterized. Lineage: Eukaryota; Viridiplantae; Streptophyta; Bryopsida; Funariales; Funariaceae. The record is from RefSeq and is a predicted model, not a curated record. Gene Ontology annotation, molecular function: catalytic activity.